Messenger RNA from Zingiber officinale, 1775 nucleotides. RefSeq lists its product as uncharacterized. The transcript has 2 exons. Bases 604 to 1503 code for a protein of 299 amino acids. Lineage: Eukaryota; Viridiplantae; Streptophyta; Magnoliopsida; Zingiberales; Zingiberaceae. The record is from RefSeq and is a predicted model, not a curated record.
AGAAAAAGAAACAUAAAAGAUCAAUUAAAGCAAACGUUUGGGCUUCAUUGAUUGUCGUUAAGUUACAGGCAAUGGCAUGAUGCCGGUUGAUAUUCUACGGCAAUAAAGCUUUUGUUGGGAUCUGCUAAUGCGUUCAUGUGCCUCGUGUUGCUCUCACUCGCAAAGAAGGCCCCUCCCUCCCUCCCUUCCUCUUCUCGGUUCCUUCUGAUCGAAGUGAAAACACUGGCUGUGGCCUGUGAAAGUGUUUCCCAGAGGCGAGAGAGAGGGAAACAGGAGCAAGUGGGGAAUGGAAAGCUUGCAAUUUGCUGCGAGUAAUAACUACAGAUGCACGAGAUGGGAGCCGAGGCGCUUGCUGCUAUAGUGACGAUUGCCUCUUUGUCUCCUUUGCCUUUGACAGUCUCACCUUUACCUUUUUCCUAUUCAGUUUUUUUUUUUGGUUCCACAAUCCAACCUUGCUUCAGUUGCUUCUCCCAUUGGCUUUGGUUUUUGGCUUUUGCCUCCCGAAGGAAGCAACACCUCUGUUCUGUCCUCGAAUCACUGCACUCACAGAAAGCAGGCCAUGGUCUGAGAUGAAGAGACUGUGAGUGCGAAGCAAGAAGCUCGAUGGUCGGAGGCAUCAGGAUGAGGGAUUUUCCUUCCUGCUUCGGCGAAAGCGGAAUCCAGGUCUCCGACUCUUCAUCGUCGUCGGGGGGCAACAGCAAGUCCGCCCAGAACCUCGUAACUUGUCUUUACCAAGCGCAGCUCUUCGGCCGUCCGUCCCUGAUCACGGUCACAUGGAGCAAGAACCUGAUGGGCCAAAGCCUCAGCAUCGAAAUCGAUGAGUUAGCCGGCGAGUCGCCCUGCAAGUUAGAGAUCAAGCCGUGGCUUUUCUCCAAGAGAAAGGGCUUCAAGAGCUUGAACGUGGAGGAAGGCAAGAUCAACCUGUUUUGGGAUCUCUCCGCCGCCAAGUUCGGACCGGGGCCUGAGCCACUAGAGUGUUACUACGUCGCCGUCGUCGUCGACCAUGAGCUAGUCCUCCUGCUGGGCGAUCUGUCCCACGAAGCCCGUCAGAAGACAAACGCCGUCCCUGGCCCGUCAAGCGCAGCAUUCAUAGCCAAGAGAGAGCACAUCUACGGCAGGAAUUCCUAUUCGACGAAAGCUCAAUUCUGCAACAACGGCAAUUUUCACGAUGUUUCAAUAGAGUGCGACACCGUCGGCGUCAAGGAUCCAUGCCUCGAGAUAUGCAUCGACAAUAAAAGGGUAAUGCAGAUCAAGCGACUCGCGUGGAAAUUUCGCGGCAAUCAAACUAUCCUAGUCGACGGCCUUCCCGUCGAGGUGUUCUGGGAUGUUCACAGUUGGCUUUUCGGUCCCCCGAACGCCAAUGCAGUCUUCAUGUUCCAGACAUGCCUCUCGGCCGAAAAGUUCUUUCCUUGGUCUGCAACAUCACAACUUCUGAAACAAUCUCACCUGCAAAGCCUUGGUUUUUCGUUGAUACUACAUGCCUGGAAAACUGAACAGGUGUAGGGGAGUAUCUUGAAGGAGUAUAUUUAUGUCUUUGAUUUUCUUGAGUGCUAACAAAACCCAGUGAGAAAUUUGCUCUAUCGUCCACAUCUACGGUUUGUUGCUGCCUCUUUGUUUGAUGACGUGUGAAGUGUUUGAUAUAUAGGUCAUAAUACCUUGUAUAUCCAUCAAAAGCUGUCUAGAUGUUAAAACAGUGUGUUAAUUAGGAGCAGUCCUCUCCUGUUCUUAUAUUAAUUGCUGCAAACGGCACUGCCUUCUGUUCUGUUUCUCGAGAA